AUGUCCUUGGCGCUCCUAAUCGUCUGCUCGUCUCAGCCAAUCCCUCUUCCUCUCUUCUCUUUCUCUCUCCUCCGUUGUUGUCAACGCACCACCACACAAUUACAUUGGCUUUCCUGCCCCAAACCUUUAAUUGUACAACGCUUUGAGGCUCCACCGUUGCUGCCAACGAAGCCACACUUUCAACCAUCCACGCUUGUAAUCCAUCCAUCAUCGCUAAUUACCACCCGUUACUUCAAUAAAUCCGCCGACCUCUGGAUUCUUUUUGUCGCGCUUCCCCAUCCCAUAAGUCGUCGCCUUUGGUGGGUGUUAAGUGAUGAGUCCACAGCUGUCGGCUAG
Morchella importuna is the source of this 336-nucleotide messenger RNA. RefSeq lists its product as uncharacterized. Lineage: Eukaryota; Fungi; Ascomycota; Pezizomycetes; Pezizales; Morchellaceae. Bases 1 to 336 code for a protein of 111 amino acids. The record is from RefSeq and is a predicted model, not a curated record. The transcript is spliced from 5 exons.